Miscanthus lutarioriparius is the source of this 1296-nucleotide messenger RNA. The record is from the annotation of a GenBank genome assembly. NCBI's taxonomy places the organism in Eukaryota, Viridiplantae, Streptophyta, Magnoliopsida, Poales, Poaceae.
AUGAAAAAGAUACUGAAUGUCAAGACUAAGGUGCUGCCUCAUAAGGGAAGAGCUGAUUUAGCUGGAAGCAAUGAAGUGAGGAGGUCCCAUGAGGAUAUGUGCUCUGUGAAGGAAGCAACUCCAUAUGUAUCAGCUGCAGAAUUGGUUAAGAAGUUUGAAUCAGGGACCAGAAAGCUGAGCAUUACUCACAGCAGAUCUCGUUCUCAUAUUGCUGAAGCCCCUUCGUUUCCUCCACUUCCAAGGAAAACCCCACAGGUCCCCGAAUUUAAUGAGUUCCAUCUUAAAACAAUGGAGAGAGCAACUCGAUAUGCGGACACAUGUUCAGAAGUUUCUUGUGCAGAGACUAUCCGUUCUCAAAAUAAGCCACUGAAAUUGACACAACCAAAGCCACCACAACUUCAUACAGCAAAGAGAGUUCGGCCACCAAGUGUGAAAAGUUCUCAGGAACUUGAACUGGAGGAGCUGGAGAAGGCCCCCAAGUUCAAGGCCAGGCCACUAAACAAAAAGAUUCUUGAGAGUAAGGGAGACAUUGGUGUGCUUGCCCAUCCAAAGUCUCAGGUCACAGCUCCCAAGGAGUUCCAUUUCUCUACCGAUGUUCGCUUGGGCCCUCCAUCAGUUGCUGACUUAUUUGACAAGCUCUCUCUUCACUCUGAAUGUUCUUCAAACAGCAACAGGCAAGAUGUGCCCAGACUCACCAUACCAAACCCUUUCAAUCUACAAACAGAGGAAAGAGGUCAUUUAAAAGAGAGGCAGCUAGAAGCACAGCUCUUGCAAAAUAAGAUGGAGGAAAAGGCCAGGGUUCACAAAGCUAAUCCUUAUCCAUACACCACAGACUAUCCGAUGACCCGCCAUGGAGGCGGCGGCGCCGACCAGAACGGCCUGGUGCUCAGCGGGGCUCCUCGAGCUCCGGCUCGUGGACGUCGUGGUGCCAAGGGCAAGGUAUGGGCGCCGGUGCUCGGCGUCGCUGGCGUCAGCCGGGGUCCCUUCUGGGUUCCCCUGGAUGAUGCUCGAUUGAGACACGCCGGCUACAUGGCGCAGCACGCCGUGGUCGGCCUUCCUGACGUCGGGGACCUGGAGGCGAGGCUCGGCGACCUGGGCGGAGGCGACCUGGUCGGAGGCGGCAUGAUCGUCGUCCUGGCCGCUGACGAUGUCGUCCAUCUCGGUCUCGCUGCACCCGAGACGCUCUGGCAGAACCUGCGGGGGCGCGUCGGGCUCGGGCAGGUGUUCCUCCCGCUCCGCGUCGUGGGAGGUGGACCAGAUGCCGGCGGGGAGGUACGCCUCAAUUCUUUCUUCUGA